AUGACUGAGCCAGACAUCCUUGUCAUCUUUGUGAAAAAAAUCAUGGAGGAAACAACUGAAGAGUAUGAGAAAGGAAUGGCUUCUGAUCCAACUCCUGUGCCUCUUAAUCCAGCCCACUUGGAGAAACUGAGCGACCUUUAUGUACCUGAAAGUCUGAAGCUGGAUGAAGUUGACUAUGAAAGUGAAAUCAACACCAACCUCUUUGAAGUGCUGUUGUGCGAAUCCGAGAAGCAUGAAUUCAAUGAUGAUAUCUUCAUGCUUUUUGAAACGGCCCAAAAGGGUGAAAAGCUCACACCGAACCUGAACAUGAUACUUCUCAGCAAGCUGUCAACUGGGCAGCUCCCAGCUCUGAAACUGGAAAUGCUCAGUUGCUUGGGGUCUCUCAUUGAUGCCAACAAGACCGACAUUGGUCGCUAUUUGCCUCAAGUGAACCAAAUUCUGACAGAACAAAUCGCUUCUGACAACAACGUCGCUCAAAACAUGAGCAUCACUGCUCUUCGUAAACUGAUCAUCUUUUGCAAGCGUGUAGAUGAAGGCCUGCUUCAGAAACUGGUGGACAUUGCAACAAGAUCCACCUGCGACGAAUAUGUGAGGAGCGAAAUCGCACUGACUUUUGGCUUUAUUGAGGACAAGUACAACCCUGUCAUCCCCAUGAAGCAGUUCAGGGAAAAACUCAGUCUUGCCAACUUGCACUUCACUUCACCAAAAAAUGUGCUCGAACAGUUGAAAUGCUAUACAAAUGUCAGUGGAGGUUUGCUCGAACAAAAUUAUCUUCAGCUUAAACACAUAAUCGACAAUGAAAGCAUGCAGCUGCAAGGGGAGGCUUUGUGUGUUUUACGUCAAGUUUCGAAUAAAGCAAAAAUUUCCGAUAAACUGCUGGAUAGCUUGGCCAUUUUAUUCGAGAGCACCGUAUCCGACACAUUGAGGAAAUCGUGCCUGGAACUGUUCAAAGAGGUCGGAAAAAGUGGGAAGUGCUUGAGCGGCAGAGCUGGGCAAUUGCGGGACACAGAAAUGAACCAUGACAAAAAUGUGAAGGGUACCCUAGGGUUUCAUGAUGGCACCGUCACUUUGGAGUUUGCUGAUGAAAAUGGCGAUAUCAUGAAAAUCACUGACUUGGAAGUCCACUUGGCACAAACUGGGGGCCGAAGUCCACUUGCUGAGGUUGUUGAAGACGCGGAGGAGUUCCUUAGAAACUCUCUAAUGCUUUAUCUUAAGGACGUGAUGAAGCAAAAUACGAUUUAUAUUCCAAGCCAUUUCGAAAAUUUCGUCGAGAAGCAAAAUUCCUUGGCCAAGAAAUCGUACAGGAAUGUCAAAAUCAACGUGAAUCAAGCUGACCUCGAAAGUGUCAUCAGUGCACUCUAUAACAAAGACCAAGAGUUUAAAGGUCUGACAGGGGAAAUGGCCUUAUUGAAACUUGAAGAGGAGCGAUCAUGUCCCCGCGUCCUUGGGCUGACAGAGUCACGUGAAACAAGUCUAGUGAUUCGUUCAAAUUAUGACUAUAAGUUUGAGGAAAAGUUUGAUGGAAAGCAAAUCAAUCAAUUGGUCAAGAUUGUCGAAGAAAAACUGGAAAACGCCGACCUUCGUUUUGACAUGGUGACCAAAACAUCAUCAUCAGGCAUUCUAAAUGUUGAAUUCCAAGAUUUGAAUCAAAAAGAAGCAGAAGCGAAGCUACAAUUCAUCUAUUCAAAUUCAGUUCACGUUGGCCUAGCCCUCAACAAUUCAGAUUUGUUGCGUCUAAUGAACCUCGACUCAUCACUGGCGAGCGGCACGUUGUUGGUCGGGCAGAGUCAAGUGCAUGAAAAACUCAAUAGGGAGUUAUUUAUGUUGCGAGCGCGUGAACUCAGAGAAGACCGUUCAUUCUGCUAUGUCAGAUUUGACGACCUGACGUUUGAUCAAGCAAAUAAAGUCGUGAAGAACUGCAGUGAAAAUGCAGCAAUUUCUCUUUCCUUUUGUGAGAUUGCUGAUGUAUUCAAUGCUGCACUCAAAGGACAAGCUGACCUCAGUGUCGCUGAAUUAGACCAAGCCGCCGCAAAAAAAGUGAUUCAGGAGCUGAGAAAGAGAAAUGUUGAAUUUUCCUUAGAAUUCGAAAAUUUAUCAAACAAAGAAGUAUCAUUCAUCCUGAAUGGUGCAAACAUAGAACAAGAAGACAUGAAUAUAACCAAAGUUAAGAAUGUGCGCGAUUUGUUUACGAAAGGCUCCGCGCCGGACUAUGAAAUAAACCAGUUUGCCGCCAGAGGUCUCGAGCAUAUCGUUGAGCUGAAUGAAAAGUUGUUUAUUCCUUGGCGAAGUGUGGCUGCAGUGGCGGCACUUUGCUUUUGCCAAAUUGUAAUUGGAAGUGUGAUGAUGGCCACUGGAAUUGGGAGCAUAUUUAGCGGCGGUAUUCUGGCGGAAGGAGUGGCUGACAUGAUCACGGCAUUCUGUGCAUAUAAAACGAGACAGUUCAAUUGGAGGAACUACGCCAUACAGAAGGCAGCAAAUUUAGCGGUGUCAGCUUGUACCAUGGGAUUAAUUUAUGGUAAAGUGGGCCUGAAUGUUUCUCGAAGUGCCCGAGUAGUGCUUGAAGAAGCAGGCGUACAGGUCGGGCGUGUCAUGACCUACCGGACAGUGAUGACUACGGUAGGAAUCCUCGGCAAGAAUAUGAAAAGUCUGGCAGUUAAGCUUAAAAAAGAUGGCAUUCAAGACCUGUCUGACUUUUCUUUUGCUCUUCUUAAGUCUGAAAUUUGUGAGUCGGUGCAGUCAAAAGUGAGAUCGGCAUUUAAUUGUCAUCCCGAACUCGUGAAGAUUUUGCGACAGUUGAAUGCAAUCGAUCGGGUUAUCGGCUCCCAUCGACUUCAGUCCAAGGUUGAAAACAUUGUGAAACAAACUUCCAGCAUUGUAAUCAGAGACUUUAUGAAGAAUGAGCGUGACUUCAUUGUAUUGCCAUUAAUCAAUUGUGUUCUAUCGGAUUUGAACAUGAAAGGAGGCAAUGCCAGCAUUAUCACAAAGGUCAUUGCGACACUGAAUGGGCUGCACCAGAUAGAAAUACUGGCUGACAGGAUAAUCGAAGCUCUCCUGACAAAGCUUCGGGUGUUUGACACACAUUCCUCAACAAUCAGCCACAUUCUGACAAGAGACCUGAAGAUAAGGAAGGACUUUGCAAUUGCAAUUGCCAGAAAAUUAAAGGAGCUUGAAAUAUUUGAUACAAAUGACAACUUUUUGGUAACACGUAAUGAUAUAAAUGGCGAUUUCUGGAAGCUGAAGGAAAAAAUCGGCAAAUUGAUGCAUGUUUGGAAGACAACGCCACACCUACUUUUGGAUGAAUUGUCUGGACCGCUUGCUGAAUACUCCACUCUGGAGGCAGAUCUGGAAAAAAGCAUAAUAUUCACAAAUAAUUUGUUUGAGAUAUUCGUUAAAAGUGACUUGGAAUGCGUUAGCACAGUCGUCAAGUCAGUGUCAGACCAGAUAGCCCAACAGUUGGUGGAAGUGAUGGAUCCUCUGCUUAUGCAGUCAUUGCCACCAGCUUAUGCGAUGGCUGAGAAUGGUCUAGCGAACUCCAUUUCCAAUCACGGUAUGGACAAAUCUUGCAUGGACGGAAAUCUAAAUUCGGACAGUCGAAAGGCUUAUGAAAUCAAAUGCCAAAACCUUUUGAGAAAACCUGGUUUGACAGAAGAAGAAAAGACCUUCAUCGCUAAUUAUUUCAAAUUCAGAACCAUGACCCAACAUUUGGACUGCAACGCCAGGGAUCACUUAACUACUCAUAUCCAGGAUGGAAUGUAUUAUCAUACUAUCAGAGAUGAUGCCCCUAGAACAUUAGACCCGAGUGUCCAUCAAAUGGCAAAUGAUAUCAGAGGAGGAAAGCCAAUAAAUCUUGCUCUAAUGUCAUCCCUGGCUAAAGCAAACGGCAUCAAGUUGAAAUUCGUUCAUGAUCGACAGUAUACUAAGACCCAAGAGGACGUUGAAACUGAUGUUGAAGUGAUGUAUGUGAAGGAGGACCGUGAGAGGAGGGUUAGCUAUGCUCUUUGCAUGAACAGUAAUGGCAAGUUUAAGAAGGUAACAGGAGGAGCCUAUCGUUGUGUUCUUAAGGCCUUCAGCAAAAUUCUGGCACGGAAGGGCAUAGUGAAAUCUGUCGGAGAACUUAGAGCUGAAUUAGCGGAUCAUAUAGAGCGAAACUCUGAAAGCUUUUCGGAUGCGCUUGCGGCUGAAGCUUGUGUCGUAAAAAACUACUCCGACUCAACCAAACGUUCAAUCUCGGUUGGACUGUUUCACGAUAAGACAGGCAAAUUGAAUAUUGUAAAGUGUGAUGAUAUGGCCAUUAUCGAUAACAUCAGAAUUGACGCAAAUCACGAUGCUGCAGCUGCAGGUUCUUUUAAGAGAGCGGUAGAGAGAGUGUGGCUAUCCCGACGAGGCUCAGUGGAGUGCAGCGAUUCUUUGCAUCCAGCGGAGCAUCGCGGUUCAACGUCCUCAGCGCAAGACUUGGCUGCAACAAUAACGGAAAAUAAACAUUCACAAAGUGGUCUAUUGGAACGAAUGGUGCGUAGUGGCUCGUUGGAACGAGUGGUGCGUAGUGGCUCAUUGGAACGAGUGGUGCGUAGUGGAUCAUUGGAACGAGUGGUGCGUAGUGGCUCAUUGGAACGAAUGGUUACACGGUAA
This is a messenger RNA of Hyalella azteca, 4629 nucleotides long. RefSeq lists its product as uncharacterized. Bases 1 to 4629 code for a protein of 1542 amino acids. The record is from RefSeq and is a predicted model, not a curated record. NCBI's taxonomy places the organism in Eukaryota, Metazoa, Arthropoda, Malacostraca, Amphipoda, Hyalellidae. The transcript has 6 exons.